Protobothrops mucrosquamatus (brown spotted pit viper) is the source of this 1193-nucleotide messenger RNA. RefSeq names its product family with sequence similarity 172 member A (gene ARB2A). Gene Ontology annotation, biological process: regulatory ncRNA-mediated heterochromatin formation. Bases 60 to 1193 code for a protein of 377 amino acids. Gene Ontology annotation, molecular function: siRNA binding. The transcript is spliced from 10 exons. Gene Ontology annotation, cellular component: nucleus. Lineage: Eukaryota; Metazoa; Chordata; Lepidosauria; Squamata; Viperidae. The record is from RefSeq and is a predicted model, not a curated record.
CGGUAAGAGUUUUGGCCCCGCCCCCUUUCCCGGAAUUGCAGCUUAUCACCUCAAGAUUGAUGCAUGUUUUCAUCAUUGUCUUAAAAUUGCUGAGAGUUUGGAUAAACAUGGCUCAACUCCAACAAGGAGGUCCUGAUGAAAAAGAGAAGACUACAGCAUUAAAGGACUUGUUGUCUAGAAUAGACUUGGAUGAACUGAUGAAAAAAGAUGAACCACCUCUUGAGUUUCCUGAUACUCUUGAAGGAUUUGAAUAUACUUUUAAUGAAAAAGGGCAGUUAAGACAUAUAAAAACUGGAGAGCCAUUUGUUUUUAACUACCGAGAAGAUUUACAUAGAUGGAACCAAAAACGCUAUGAAGCUCUUGGAGAGAUCAUCACUAAAUAUGUAUAUGAAUUAUUGGAAGAAGAAUGCCAUUUGAAAAAAGUAUAUGUUCCAGUAGAUGCAGAAGAGACUGAACCUAGGAGUUUCAUCUUUAUGAGUGAGGAUGCACUGAUAAAUCCUGAUAAACUGAUGAUUUUAAUUCAAGGCAGUGGUGUUGUCAGAGCAGGACAGUGGGCAAGAAGGCUUAUUAUAAAUGAAGAUCUGGACAGCGGCACUCAGAUUCCUUAUAUUAAAAGAGCUAUAGAGGAAGGCUAUGGAGUGAUAGUACUGAAUCCGAAUGAGAAUUAUAUUGAGGUUGAAAAGACAAAAGCUCAAAUACAGCCGUCUCCAGAUAGCUCAGAUGAACCUGCAGAAAAAAAAGAGAGAAAAGACAAAAUUCCAAAAGAUACAAAGAAGCGACGAGACUUCUAUGAGAAGUACCGAAAUCCACAAAAAGAAAAGGAAACGAUGCAAGUCUAUAUUAGAGAAAAUGGCUCUCCUGAAGAACAUGCAAUUUAUGUGUGGGACCACUUUAUCUCCCAGUCGUUAGCUGAAAAUGUAUUUGUUGUUGCUCAUAGUUAUGGUGGAUUGGCAUUUGUGGAAUUGAUGAUUCAGCGAGAAAUAGAAGUAAAAAAUAAAGUUACUGCAGUGGCAUUGACAGAUUCAGUUCAUAACGUGUGGCAUCAAGAAGCUGAUAAAAUUGUUCGAGAGUGGAUGCGAGAGAAUUGCUGUAAUUGGGUAUCAAGUUCAGAACCUCUGGAUGCAUCAGUAGAGUCCAUGCUACCUGAUUGCCCACGUGUUUCUGCAGGUAUGCAAUCUCUGUUCCUGAAAUAA